CGCGGUUACGUAAUCCAGGCGCGCGAACGAGGAGGUCGCGAAGUCAGCAUAAUUUUUGUUUGGAGUCACCUCCCCCGCCAUCCACCCAUGCCCCACCAUCCAGUGCUUUGCCUAAACAUUCUGCGUCGUGCCGGCACGCUCGUACCUUUUUCACUUCCUCGCCAUUCCACAUCUUUGCUCCCUUUCCGUGCACCUGCCACUACCCCACGCCAUCCUUUUACGCUUGUCGCCCAAUCUCACCAGAGUCGACUACACACUACUGCGGUUCGACGUGCCGCACACGAUACACCACCCAACGCCGUCAUGGGCAAGGAAGGCAAGGGCAAGGAAGGCAAAGGCAACUUCCAGCUCAAGACGCCCAAGGGCACGAGGGACUGGUCGGGAACCGAUGUCGUUCUACGUGAGCGCAUCUUCACUGCUAUUACCACUGUUUUCAAGCGCCACGGCGGCGUAACGAUAGAUACUCCUGUAUUCGAGUUGAAAGAAACCCUCACAGGCAAAUACGGCGAGGAUAGCAAACUCAUUUAUGAUCUCGCAGAUCAAGGUGGUGAAAUAUGUUCGUUGCGCUACGACUUGACUGUUCCCUUCGCACGCUUCUGCGCCCAGAAUGCCGUCCAGAAUAUUAAGCGUUACCACAUCGCCAAAGUUUAUCGAAGAGAUCAGCCGGCAAUGACCAAGGGGCGUAUGCGAGAAUUCUACCAGUGCGAUUUUGAUAUCGCGGGCCAGUAUGACUCCAUGCUCCCCGAUGCUGAGAUCCUUAGAAUUGUCAAGGAGGUUUUCGAGGAGCUACCCGAGUGGAAGGGAAAGUUCACAAUCAAAAUCAACCACAGGAAAAUUCUUGAUGGAAUUUUCCAGAUUUGCGGCGUUCCAGAGGACAAGAUACGGUCGAUAAGCAGUGCUGUGGACAAACUAGACAAGUCUCCUUGGGAAGAGGUACGACGAGAAAUGGUCGAGGACAAAGGCUUAGAGCCCGAUGUCGCCGACAAGAUCUGGACUUUUGCGCAACUCAAAGGCGGCCGCGAAGUCGUUACAAAGCUGCAAGGCAUUCCUGAAGUUCAGGCCAAUGAGUCUGCAAGCAAAGGCUUGGAGGAAAUGGCCACCCUUUGCGACUAUCUGGAAAUAUUCGACGUUCUCCCUUGUCUUUCGAUCGACAUGUCACUAGCCCGUGGCUUGGACUAUUACACGGGGGUAAUCUACGAAGUGGUAACAGAAGGUUCGGCACCUUCAGCGUCGUCAAAAGACGUUGCCAAGAAGGAGAAGAAACAGAAGAAGAGCGCAGAUCCAGAUGAGGACCGGUCGAGCGAUCCUACAAUAGGCGUGGGUUCCGUUGCAGCAGGGGGACGCUAUGACGAGCUUGUGGGGAUGUUCAGCGGUAAACCCAUUCCUUGUGUCGGCAUCUCUUUUGGAGUCGAUCGCAUCUUCUCCAUCACGAAAUCGCGCCUGGCCUCGGAUCAAAUCAUCCGACCCAACGAGGUCGACGUGUUUGUCAUGGCAUUCGGCGGCAAGGAUUACACGGGUCUAUUGCCUGAGCGCAUGGAAAUUGCAAAGGCCCUCUGGGAUGCGGGCAUUAAAGCAGAGUACAUGUGGAAAGUGAAGCCCAAGCUGCAGAACCAGUUCAAGGCAGCGGAGAACUCCAAGGUUCCCUGGUGCGUGAUUCUAGGCGAAGAUGAACUCAAAGAUGGCAAGGUCAAAAUCAAAGAAAUGGGGUUGCCGGACGGUCACGCGGAUAAGGCUGGCAUUCUGGUGGAGAAGGCGAACCUUGUUGCGGAAUUGCAGAGCAGGUUUUCUGGUCCAAUGAGCCUACCCGACCGGACUGCGGCAUAA
Molecule: messenger RNA, 1824 nt
Organism: Periconia digitata
Lineage: Eukaryota; Fungi; Ascomycota; Dothideomycetes; Pleosporales; Periconiaceae
Source: the annotation of a GenBank genome assembly